CUGGUGGAAGACGGCUGAUGCUGUGAUAUUAGAUGUAAUACACAAACAUAUGGUCCCAAUAUCUCGUCAGCAUGUGCUCGCGCCCGCCCGUCACUGCACGUGGAUAGAACGCGCCUAUCCGGUUUCAGUGGCUGCCUGCGCCUCUCUGGACGUUAUCUGGCCUCGUGUCUCUCGUUACUCGCUUCGCUUUCUGACCUUACACUGUCCACUUACGUCUCACGGUCAACUCGUGUAAUGGACUAAUGAUAAAGGUUUUCUAUACAGUUUGCAUUCCAAAUAUCAAGAUCAUAUAAAAACCCUUCAAAAUGGCAGAAGAGGUCGCCCGUAUGUCCACGUCAUCGGCGUCGGACGAAGACGAGUUUCAUGUUUACCGUCUGCGCAUCCAUGACGCAAAUUUAGACGACGCGGGAAAAUGGACAUGUGAAGUUGAAGACAAAUAUGGCAAAGUGUCGACUGUGUGUGACGUGGCAAUUCUCGAGGAGCUAAAGCGACAAGCGAAGGCCGCGGUAGAAGAGGCAAACAUGAACAGGGCGACACAGCGAAAGGCGACCACCACCACCACCACCUCUUCAUCCUCCAAUACCUCCUCCUCCAUGACUUCCUCAAAGACGACCAUCCAGAACGGAGUACAAGAGGAGGAGAAGUCAGAGUUCUUCCACUUCAGUAAGGGAGGCGAUCUCAACACCCUCAUGUUUGAGGAGGAGCCAUCGUUUGCUAGGACUCUCAGGAACACCAAGGUGCAGCAGGGGCACCAAUUUAAGCUGGAAUGCAGAGCUUCCGGUCACCCCAUGCCGGAAAUGAAAUGGUUCAAGAAUAACCUGCCUAUCCAGACGGAUAUCCGGCACACGGUGAUGGUCCACAGCGAUGGUAUUUCAACUCUGGAGGUCAAGGACGCCGUCCGUAGGUACGACACCGCCGUCUAUCGGUGUGAGGCCAUCAGCUUCCUCGGUAUCGCCACCACAGAGUCCAAAGUGACCGUUCUAGAUGAAGAAGCCUAUGAGAAAUGGGACCAACUGAACAAGCUUGACGAGGUGGAGUUUGAGCCUUACGACAUCCAGAGGAGGUUUUUGACAUCGACAGGCAAGAACCAAAUUGAAGAUGACUCUGUGGUUGACAAAAGACUGAUGGCACUCAAGAGUGACGAGACCCACCUGCAGCAGCUGUACAAACAGCAGAACGAGGCCAUUCUCAAACUGAGUGCCCAGUGGGACGAGACCCGCUCAUUCUUCUUCAGGGAGCACCUCAAGAGCAAGUGUGUAGUCGAGGGAUCAUCGGCACUUCUUAGCUGUUUCAUUUCGGGCAUCCCUCCUUUUUUCGUGCAGUGGUACAAGGACAAUGCUCCACUUUACGCCAAUGUAUAUGAGAGAUACUACAUCAGGCUGAGGGGCGGACACUUCAGCCUGGAGAUCCCCCUUACCACCCUUGACGACACCGGAGAGUACAGUGUUGAGGUGCGCAAUGAACAAGGUCACAUCAUUUCUACCUGCUACCUCCAAGUCGAGCCCACACUAGACCCCUGCAUUGAGUACUGCAGACCAUACUUCACCAAGAACAUCCAUCACGUCCAUGUGGAGUUCGGAGGCACUGCCAUCUUCAGCUGUAUCGUCAAGGGCAACCCAAAACCAAACGUUACCUGGUACAAAGAUGGCCGUAGGGUUCACCAAACUAACAAGGCAACAAUGCAUUUUGGAGAGAAAGGACUGGUGAUCCUGAAGAUCCAUGAAUGUCAGCACUCGGACAUCGGCCUGUACAAGUGUCAGGCUCACAGCAUGGCUGGGCGGUGUCAGAGCUCUGCCAAACUCAUUGUGUUUGGUGAUGGAACGCCCUCAUUUGGAAGCUGGGGCCACAAGGACAGUAAGGCUGUUGACAGUGGGCCUUUGGGUCUCUCAGAAUUUACAGGAGACAGUGACUUUGUGCCCCGUAACACUAGAGAUGUGCUGUACCAACCCCCGAGGCUGUGCAAGUCUCUGCCGGACACCAUGAAGAUCAAGGAAUGGCAGAUGUUGUUCUUUGAGUGCAAGGUUGAAGGCUUCCCCAAACCAACAGUGAAAUGGCUGUGUAACGGUGAGGAUCUAGCCAACAAAGGCCAUGUGAAGAUCAUCGCUGUGAAGAACUACCACUCGUGUGAGAUUGCUAGGGCCUACGCAGAGAGAGAUACCGGCAAGUACACUGUCCGGCUCACUCACCCUAGUGGCAGUGUCAUCGAGAGCAGUUGUAUGGUAGAGAUCCGGCAAGACAUUACCAGCAUAUCUGAUGUGAAAAAGGGAAAAAAAUCGGACCUUGUGCUUGAACGAGAGGCUAGAGCCGAACAAUUAGCUGAAAAAUAUAGCAAAAAAACAGAAGCUAUAACAAAAACUGAGACUACAGAAUCUGUAACAGUUGAAGAAUCAAAAACUGAAACAGUUUCUGCUGUUGUGAAGACAGCAGAAGAGACUGCCACUAAGGUUGUGGAAGAAGCUGUGGCAGAGGCUGCCGCUGCAGUUUCUAAGGAAGUGGUAGAAGAGCCGGCUCCUACCCCUGCUGCUGAGCCAGCUCCUGCACCUGUUGAAUCAGCACCUGAACCUGCUGCAGAGCCUAAACCUGCACCAGUGGUAGCUGAAACGAAACCUGCACCUGAGGCUGCACCAGCACCAGUCGCUGAACCUGUUGCAGAAUCUGCUCCUGAACCUGCACCAGUAGCAGCUGAACCGGCACCAGCACCAGUAGCAGCUGAAACUGUAGCUGAAGAAGCAGCCAAACCGGAGUCUGCUCCUGAAGUAGCAAAGGAAGAUACUGUAGAUGCUGCCCCUCAACCUGAACCCUGUGAACCCAGUGCCCCCAAAGAGAAAGAGCCCGCCUAUGUGAGUCCUGACUUUGUUACGAAACUCGAGAAAGAGUACCAUUGCCUGGACUCUGAUACUAACAUCAAAAUACAGUGUCAGGUGGAGGGAAAACCUAAACCCGCAGUGUCAUGGGUGAAGGAUAAUAAAAAGCUAAGCCCUAGUGACAAUCUUACCAUUGAGUGGAGUGAAGAUACUGGUAUGUCCACGCUCUGGUUCAAGAGUCUGACGAUCAAAGACUCUGGAAAAUAUACAUGUAUCGCCUCAUCCUCGGCAGGCACAUGUUCCUGUUCUACAAGCUUUACGGUAGACACUGGGACAAACCUUUCUUUGGCUGUAGUUAAGCCAGAGAAAUCCCCGACAGUGAAGAAGGCAUUAGAUAAAGAGUAUGCCUUUGUCACCACCGAUACCAAGGCAACACUUCAGUGCCAGGUGGAAGGUCAUCCCACACCAGAUAUCUUAUGGAAAAAGGAUGGAAAGAUCUUGGUCAGUGGAAGCAAGCAUGGCCUGGAAUGGGAUGCAGCCUCGGGUAAAGCUACCCUCAAGUUCAAGAGUCUGAUUGAAGCAGAUUCUGGUUGUUAUGAGUGUUCAGCUUCAUCUUCUGCUGGCUCUGUGUCCUGUUCCACAAAUGUUGCUGUUAAAAAACCUGAAAAGAAACCGACUGUUUUGGAAGCUCUGAAGAAAGAGUACAGAUUUGUUGAGACCAAAGAAACUGUUCGCCUUCAGUGCAAAAUGGAGGGCAAUCCAUGUCCGGAGAUCUCUUGGUUAGUAGGUUUGCCAUCAUUUAUUGCCUUUUCAUGGACCAAAGAUGGGAAGGCGUUAGAAGCUACAGAACAGAUGACCUUGGAAUGGGAUGCCAAAACUGGUGUAGCAGCCGUUGUGUUUAAAGGUGUGAGUGUGUCAAACACCGGGAAAUACGAGUGUGUGGCCACUUCUAAAGUAGGGACGAUCAAAUCGGCUACAACCAUGACUGUUAAAGUACCAGAGAGGGCCCCAUCAGUUGUGGAACCAUUGAACAAAGGGUAUAAUGCUUUGGAAUCUGAUGAAAAUGUUUGUCUAAAAUGUAAAGUGGAUGGAAACCCAGUUCCUGAAAUCUCAUGGACAUAG
Messenger RNA from Mizuhopecten yessoensis (Yesso scallop), 3926 nucleotides. Its product is annotated as myosin light chain kinase, smooth muscle-like. Bases 306 to 3926 code for a protein of 1206 amino acids. The transcript is spliced from 23 exons. Gene Ontology annotation, biological process: homophilic cell-cell adhesion. Gene Ontology annotation, cellular component: plasma membrane. Lineage: Eukaryota; Metazoa; Mollusca; Bivalvia; Pectinida; Pectinidae. The record is from RefSeq and is a predicted model, not a curated record.